Messenger RNA from Centropristis striata (black sea bass), 1885 nucleotides. RefSeq names its product intelectin-like. The coding region runs from base 2 to 1021 and encodes 339 amino acids. Gene Ontology annotation, molecular function: oligosaccharide binding. The record is from RefSeq and is a predicted model, not a curated record. The transcript is spliced from 7 exons. NCBI's taxonomy places the organism in Eukaryota, Metazoa, Chordata, Actinopteri, Perciformes, Serranidae.
CAUGUUUCACCACACACUUUUGUUGUUGUUGGUUUUGGUGGUAGUGGAAGAUGCUUCCUCUGCACCUACUUUACAAAUAGAGCUCACCCACGCAGAGGACACAGAGGACAGAGAGGACACUGAGACAGCUCAGAACAUCUCCAGGUCAAACUUUGAACACUUGGAGAGACUGAGCAACAGAUCCAGAUAUGUUGCGAGGAGCUGCAGAGAGAUCAGGGACAGAUACAAUGAGCAAGAAGAUGGGUUGUACUACCUGACCACUGCUAAUGGCAUGGUCUAUCAGACUUUCUGUGACAUGACCACUGCGGGAGGCGGCUGGACGCUGGUGGCGAGCGUCCAUGAGAACAGCAUUUAUGGAAAGUGCACAGUGGGAGAUCGCUGGUCGAGCCAGCAGGGCAACAAUGCUGCACGGCCAGAUGGAGACGGGAACUGGUCCAACAGAAACACCUUUGGAGCAGCAGAGAGUGCCACCUCGGAUGAUUAUAAGAAUCCAGGUUACUAUGAUAUAGCAGCAGAAGACAUGUCUGUGUGGCACGUUCCCAACAACUUCCCACUGGAGCACUGGAACCUGGCCGCCAUCCUCCGAUACCACACUGUCAACCGCUUUCUGGGCCUGUAUGGAGGGAACCUCUUUCAGCUCUUCAGGCAAUAUCCAGUGAGGUACAACAUUGGCUCCUGCAGCAACAGAGGGCCAGCUAUUCCCAUCGUGUAUGACCAUGGAGACAGAGAGAGCACCAGGAUGUUAUAUGGACCCAACCCAAGAAGGGAGUUUGAACCAGGUUUCAUCACAUUCAGAGCAAUAAACCAUGAACGUGCAGCCAUGGCUAUCUGCUCCGGGGUCAAGCCGACUGGAUGCAACAGUGAAACUUACUGUGUAGGAGGAGGUGGAUAUUUCCGGGAAGCAGACCCUAAUCAGUGUGGAGACUUUCCAGCAUUUGACUGGGACAGAUUGGGAUAUAGUCAAGGCUGGAGCGCUUCCAAAGAGAUAACUGAAGCUGCUGUUUUACUGUUCUACCGCUGAGAAGACUGUUUUUAAAUGUAGCUUACAGAUUAUGGCAUGUGUGUCUAGUCAACGAUAGCAGUUGUAGCCAAAUAGAUGUUAAGUCCAGGCAGGUUUUUAUUUUUUAUAGCUCCUGAUCACAUCAUGUCACAUAUGUUACAGAGCAUGAGAACUAGGGAUGUCCCCAAAUCUGAAUACGUUAUUUGGGAAAGCACAAAAAAUGUAAUGGAAACAGAUAUGUCUUCUAUCCAAAGUCACAAUUAUUAUUUAAUGUAAUUAAAGCCUAUGCACCAGCCGUUAUGUUUCCUAAAAUGAUGAAAAGAACAGUAUGACAAUGUGGAAAUAUAUUUCAGAAAUGAAUUAUAUGCCAAUAUCAAAUCAAUUUGAUGCUUAAGGCAUACAAUGCAUUGCCAAUGAAUGUUAGUAUAGAAAAUAUAACAUGUGCCUGAUUUAAUGUGAAAUCGGGUAUGAAGCAUGCUCACUUUUGGUCGUCUAUCCGAAUACAGAUACAGAGACAGAUUAUUUUGUUGAUUUAACAGAUAGACACAAAUACAGAUAAUGACAUCUAUACACCUCGACUGUAAACAUGUGUAUUUUAACAAGGGGGUCUAUGAGGAUUGCAGUUUGGAUCGAGGCUUGUGGCCCGUGAUGAACUUUGCUUUCUUUUUGGACGACAGUAGAGAUUUGGGAUGCAGAGGAUUCAACUAAAUCACACUUUAGCUACACAGGCAGUUAGUGGGGAAAAACAAUAAUUGUUAUUUUGUUCAUUUUAUGGGAUAAGUUUGCAAUAAAAAAACAUUUGACAUUUAGUUGUCUUUCAUCUACUCGCCACAAAUUACAUGGAUUUAUUCCAAAAAAGGAGUAUAAAACUUGUGGUAAUGAGUU